This is a messenger RNA of Closterium sp. Naga37s-1, 3033 nucleotides long. The record is from the annotation of a GenBank genome assembly. NCBI's taxonomy places the organism in Eukaryota, Viridiplantae, Streptophyta, Zygnematophyceae, Desmidiales, Closteriaceae.
AUGAAGUGGGAGUUAACCGCCGUCGCUGCCAGAAGUGCUACAGCCGCCCCUCACUCUCCCAGCAGCGUUUCAGCUGGGAUUUUUCUGCUGCGCUCCUUACCCCACUCCCUCGCUCUUCCAUCACUCUCCCCCCACUCCCUCACUCUUCCUCCAACCCGCAGCUGGCAGUGCCUUGCAGCAAUCAACACCAGCGGCGCUACAGCCGAAUCUACAGCCGAAUCUACGGCCGAGAUCCUGUGUGAGAUCGGGAUGCCGGUGGAGAAUAUCCCUCCUGCCACCUCCGUUCACUCCCUUGUCACCCCCUCCUUCCCCCACUUCCCCUCCAGCUGGGAAUGCCUUGCAGCUAUUAUUGAGACCGGCGCUACAGCCGGCAUCCUAUGCGAUAUCGGGCUGCUAGUGGAGCACCGUGGCGUGCGCUACAACGCACCCAGACUUGUCUACUUCCACCCUUCCCACCCCCUCAGCUGGGAGUGUCUAGCCACCAUCAUCGCGAGCGGCGCUACAGCCGGCAUCCUGUGUGACAUCGGGCUGCCAGUGGAGCACCGCGGGGUGCGCUACAACUGCCGGGCGCUCGUCCACAGCCGUCGGAUCCUGCUGCUGCGCCCCAAGAUGGAUCUGGCGAAUGAUGGAAACUACCGGGAAACGCGCUGGUUCGCCACGUGGAAGCGGUUGGGAGUGGUGGAGAGCGUGCGGUUACCAGCGGUGGUUACCGCGGCGUGUGAGGGGCAGCGGGAGGUGCCCAUUGGGGAUGGCGUGCUGGAUCUGCUUGAUAGCACCCUGGCGAGUGAGACGUGUGAGGAGCUGUUCACCCCUCUGGCACCGCACAUCCGAGCGGCACUGGCGGGGGCAGAGGUGGUGGGCAACGGCAGCGGCAGCCACCACGAGCUGCGCAAGCUGGGGACCCGCGUGGGACUCGUGCAGUCUGCUACUAGCAAAGCAGGCGGGGUUUAUCUGUACGCUAACCAGAAGGGGUGUGACGGUGGAAGGCUGUACUAUGACGGCUGUGCCAUGGUGGUGGUAAACGGGCAGGUGGUGGCGCAGGGGUCGCAGUUCUCAUUGGCUGACGUCGAGGUGGUAACCGCUACAGUGGACCUCGACCAGGUGGCGAGCUACAGAGGCGCCAUCAGCAGCCUGAGGGAGCAAGCCUCAGCCUCCGCCCCAGCACCAUCCGCCUCCUUCCCCACCCUUUCCUCCUCUGCCUCUGCGUCCCCUGGCAUCGUGCGCAUUCCCUCCGACAUCUCCAUCUGCCAUCCCUCAUCGGCUAGCCUUUCUCUCGCCACCUCGCAUCCCAUCCAGAUCCGCUACCACUGCCCCGAGGAGGAGAUAGCACUGGGCCCAGCGUGCUGGCUGUGGGACUACUUGCGGCGCAGUGGGGCAUCGGGCUUCCUGCUGCCGCUGUCUGGCGGGGCUGACAGCAGCUCUGUGGCUGCCAUCGUGGGCUGCAUGUGCCAGCUGGUUGCGAAAGCCAUAGCAGAGGGCGACGAGCAGGUGCGGCAGGACGCAGAGCGAAUCACGGGGUUACACCUGGCGGCAGGGGUGGCGGUAGAGGAGCAGAAGCGGCAUGCUGCCAGGCUGGCAGAUCGCAUCCUGCACACCAUCUACAUGGGCACGGAGAACAGCUCCCAGGCCACGCGAUCGCGAGCUAAGAAGCUAGCGUCGGAGAUAGGAGCAUGGCACUUGGACACAAGUAUUGACUCCGUGGUCGCUGCUGUUGUUGCUCUCUUCCUCACUGUCACUGGCCUGCGCCCGCGCUACAAGCUGGAUGGAGGCGCAUCAGCAGAGAACCUGGCAUUACAGAACAUCCAAGCCCGCCUGCGCAUGGUGCUCGCUUUCCUCUUUGCGCAGCUGCUGCCCUGGGUGCGCGGGCAUGGGGGGCGUGGGGGAGCAGGGGGGCAGCAGGUUGAGAAGGGGAAAGAGGAGGGGCGGAAGGGGAGCACAGCUGAUGGGAGCACAGGCGAAGGGGGGAAGGAAGGAAAGGGGGGAGGGGAGUUGGUGCCGGCGGAAGGGGUGUUGGAGAGGAGCAAGGGGAGGGGAGGGGGGUCGGAGCAGCGGGGGGGCGGAGGGGGCUUUCUGCUCGUGCUGGGCAGUGCCAAUGUGGACGAGGCUCUGAGGGGAUACCUCACUAAGUACGACUGCAGCAGUGCAGACACCAACCCCAUUGGUGGAAUCAGCAAGACGGACCUUCGCCGCUUCUUGCGCUGGGCGGCAGUCCACCUUGGCUUCGCCUCACUGGCAGACGUCGAGGCAGCGCCGCCCACCGCUGAGCUGGAGCCAAUCAGAGCGGAUUACGUGCAGGUGGACGAGGUGGACAUGGGCAUGACCUACGAGGACCUCUCGCUCUACGGCCGCCUGCGCAAGGUCCUGCGCUGCGGCCCUGUUGCCAUGUUCCAGCAUCUGUGUCAUGAGUGGCGGCAGCGGCUGACAGUGGCGGAGGUGGCAGUAAAGGUGAAGGCAUUCUUCCGCUUCUACUCCGUCAACCGCCACAAGAUGACCACUCUCACCCCCUCCUACCACGCUGAGGUAACCGUUCACUCGCUCACGCCCUCCUACCACGCUGAGGUAACCGUUCACUCGCUCACGCCCUCCUACCACGCUGAGGUAACCGUUCACUCGCUCACGCCCUCCUACCACGCUGAGGUAACCGUUCACUCCCUCACGUACUCCGUCACUCCCUCCUUUGCUCACGCCUACUACCAUGCCGAGGUAACCUCUCACUCCCUCACUCCCUCAUGUGCUCACUCCCUCAGUCCCUCUCUCCGUCACUUCCUCCCCAAUCCCUCGUGCGAUGCUGAGGCAAUUCCUAACUUCCUCCUACCUCCCCUCGCCACACUUCCAGAACUACUCCCCGAAGGACAACCAAACUACUCCCCGGAGGACAACCGGUUCGACCUGAGGCAGUUCCUGUACAACGUGGCGUGGCCGUGGCAGUUCAAACAGAUUGACCAGCUUGUGGCAGAGCAUGAGGCAGCGGUGGGAGCAGGUGCUGCAACACCUUCAACUGAGGGUUCUAGCGCAGCAGGAGCUGCAAUGUGA